GUCCUAUGACGCAGAAGGACGAUGGAGAGAGAGAGAGAGAGAGAGAGGGAGAGAGAGAGAGAGAGAUCACGCUUCCUCAGUCAUCGUCCAGCUCUCUCUCAGUCAGUUCUCUUCUCUCGGUGAUGCUGAAAGAUGUCGGGAUGAGAUGCUGAAGUAGGAGGAGGACGUUUUUUUUUUCCUGCUCUCUCUCUCGGGGAGUCCGGACCACCUGUCACUUCUCUCACCUGGAGGAAAAACUCACUCAAAGAAGAGAAAAAGAGGCAGAGACGCGCGUAAUUUCUCUGUGCGUCUUCCCCGCGCCAUGCCUCCUCUCCUCCUCCUCUGACCACCUCCUGUCUCUUCCUUCUUGGAUGAACUUUCUCGCCGUUUGCGGGGACGCGGUCGAGACCAUGAAGACGACGCGGAAAUGUCGCGCGCUGCUGUCGGUGGGUCUGAACCUCGUGGCCCUGUUCUUCUCCACCACCGCCUUCAUCACCACGUACUGGUGCGAGGGCACCCAGCGGGUCCCCAAGCCCAACUGCAGCAAGCAGCGGCGGCACAACUGCAUCGACUACGGCGUGAACGAGACGGACCCGAGCAAGGUGCACUACAGCUGGGAGACCGGGGACGACCGCUUCCUCUUCCGCCGCUUCCACACUGGCAUCUGGUACUCCUGCGAGGAGAACAUCCACGAGGCAGGUGAGAAGUGUCGGAGCUUCAUUGAUCUCGCCCCGGCGUCGGAGAGAGGUGUGUUGUGGUUGUCAGUGGUGUCCGAAGUGCUCUACAUUCUGCUGCUGGUGGUCGGCUUCAGCCUGAUGUGUCUCGAGCUUUUCCACUCCAGCAACGUCAUCGACGGACUCAAACUAAACGCCUUCGCCGCCGUCUUCACCGUCCUAUCUGGUCUACUAGGUAUGGUGGCCCACAUGAUGUACACACAGGUGUUCCAGAUUACAGUCAGUCUGGGGCCCGAAGACUGGAGACCCCACAGCUGGGACUACGGCUGGUCCUUCUGCAUGGCUUGGGGUUCCUUCACCUGCUGCAUGGCCGCCUCCGUCACCACCCUCAACUCCUACACCAAGACGGUGAUCGAGUUCCGACACAAGCGGAAGCUGUUUGAGCAGGGCCUGCGCGAGGAGCAGAACUACCUGGACCAGGAGGCCUUCCACUACUUUCGGGACCGCUCCCUCCAGUCCAUCUCCAGCACCGUGGAGGUCUACCCAGGCCACGGGGGAACCAGAGGCGGGCUGGUCGUCGGGGGCCCGGGUCCGGGUCCGGGAACAGGUCCCGGACCGGGGCCCGGGAGGGGAAAGAGAGCCACGUCAGCCUCCAUAGACCUGGGGGAGAACACAGACUCGCUGGGGGAGGAGCAGUGUUGA
Molecule: messenger RNA, 1355 nt
Organism: Labrus mixtus (cuckoo wrasse)
Lineage: Eukaryota; Metazoa; Chordata; Actinopteri; Labriformes; Labridae
Gene: gsg1l
Product: gsg1-like
Exons: 5
Coding region: 351-1355 (334 amino acids)
Cellular component (GO): plasma membrane
Source: RefSeq, a predicted model, not a curated record